Molecule: messenger RNA, 1145 nt
Organism: Vespa crabro (European hornet)
Lineage: Eukaryota; Metazoa; Arthropoda; Insecta; Hymenoptera; Vespidae
Exons: 6
Coding region: 7-987 (326 amino acids)
Source: RefSeq, a predicted model, not a curated record
AUACAAAUGUCUGAUAAACUAUUAAUUAAGGAAAAAGAAUUAUAUCGAUUAAAUAAAGCAUUAGAAAUAAAAACGCGUCAUGUUUUGGAGGAAAUCAAAUCUAUUACGGACCGACGGAUUCAUGAUAACUCGUCUAGACAAAAUAAUGAUACACAUAAUACUACAGAUAGGAAUAAAAGGAAUUCAGAAUAUUCAAUGAAUACAAAUAAUAAAUUACUGCAAAAUAUUACGAUCGAAAGGAAUCCUGUUUCAUUGGAUACUUUAACAGAAGGUACAUCGAAUUUAUCCAAACAAAAUUUUGAAAAUUUCCGAAAUCAAAAUGGAGCCAAUAAAGUUAAUGAGAUUGUUUUAUAUGAAGGAAAUAGUCCAGAGAAUAAAGCUCUCAUUAAUUUUCUCAAAUCCAAAAUAGAUAUGCUGUAUAAUGAAUUAAAAGUGAUUCAAGUUGAAUAUAAAAAUAAGGUUAAUGAUUGUGAGAGAUUGGAAGGUGAAAAUAAAAAGCUUGAUUGUUGCAAGUUAAAAUUGCAUAAUCAAGUAGCAUCACUGAAAGAAACAGUUACAAAACUUGAAAAUAAUAAUUCUAAUUUACAUGAGCAAAAUUUAGCUUCGAAUACUGAAAAUUCAAAUUUAAAAAAGGAUAUAGAAGGACUAAGAAAAGAAAUCAAAACUUUAAAUAAUCAAUUAAAUAAUUAUGAUUUACGAUUAAAUAGAUCUUUAGAAGAAAAUGAAAAACUAAAAAAUACUAUUAAGUUUAAUCAUUUUGAAGAAAAAGAAUUACGAGAUCAAAUCAGAAAACUUCAAGAAGAUAAAAGACAAGGAAUAAAACAUUUAGAAAAACAACGAUUAGAAUUACUUCAAGCAUUCAAAAAGCAAUUAUUGCUUAUAGAUAAUUUGAAGAAACAAAAUGCAUUUAUGACAGCAGUCGAGCAUAUGCAACUUGUAGAAGAAGAUUUUUCUAAGCUUCUAUUGUGGAAACCAAAUAACUUGUAAAACUGGUAAAGUACAAAAUUAGAUUAUUGAUGAUGUUACUCUGCAGAUUUGUAUCAAAUACUUAGAAGUUGUAACAUUGUCAUUCUAUAUUUUUAAUAGUAUUUAUACAGUACAAUGAAGCCAUAUAAUUGUUAUAAGCAAUUUAUACUUUUUGUAAU